AUGGCCCAAGACCGCAAGGUUUUUGUUGGAGGCGUCCCUCAGGAUUUGAACCAAGACGACCUGUACGCUAUUUUCAGCGAGCAUGCUGGAGUGAAGAAAGCGUGGCUGCAAAAGUGCCGAACCACAGACGAAAGCGGGAACGGCGCCAACGGACCGCAGAAUCACCGGGGCUUCGGCUUCGUGAUAUUUCAUGAUGCCUUGGCAAUCGACGAACUACUGGGGACUGCGGCGUCGCGGUUCAUUGUCCUGCGAAACGGCACAAAACUGGAAGUGAAGCGCGCUCUCAGCAGCAAUAAGAUGAGCUCACCCCAGGCAGACGUCGGUGAUUCGGCAAAUCGGGCGCGUGCGCAGCCACCCUUGCACAUGUCUGGACCGCCGCGAGUGUUGCCUUCGAACAUUGCCAGGAAUGCCCGAACUCCAAUUCAGGCAGACUGGGGCACUCGAUUGCCGAACAACGAGACCAUCCUGAGGCAGUUGUCAUUGAUGCACGGAGCUGGAUACCCUCUGCAAGCGCAGGGCCAGACCUCUCCACUGACAUCACCGCUGACGAGCGCUCCAGCAUAUGCUGCACCAACUUCGGCUACAACAGUGCCCCAGAUUCGUGCCCCUGCAGCUCGUCCCGAUGGGCGCAAUGUGCCUCUGCGGAAUGCCAUCAUGCAGUUCUACGAAGCUCACAGACCCGAAAAGCUGACAGAGCGCGACUUCAUUGACUUCAUCUGCAACGUUUACGAGGGCCGCGAAGCUGAACUGGAUGAGGCACUGCGGUUGAAGUACGGAACCGGUCUUCAACUUCCGCAGCUGUCAUCUUCGAUGCAGUCCAUGACGGAUCCUGGAAGGAUGCCACUCAGCGAUACUUACGCGAGCUUGCAGGAGGCCUGGCUACCACCAGGCAGCGCGUUGCAACAGCAGCAGCUGCAGCAGCACUUGCAGCAGAUCCAGCAGCGCAUGCCGCUUCCUUCACCCUGGCUGACCCCUUCCACGCCGGAUGUGUACAGCAUUGGCUCCAGCCACACUUCAGGUGGGCAGCACAAUACCCUUUUCUCAGACACUGAGGAGGGCCCGGAUUUGAGCUGGAUCGACCAGAUUGUCGGCGAGGAUGGGUUGGAAGUUUCAGAUGAGGUGGUUCGCGCCAUCAUAGAAAAGUCUUCGACAAAGCACCGAACGGAGCUAAUGCAAGCU
Symbiodinium sp. CCMP2456 is the source of this 1179-nucleotide messenger RNA. The record is from the annotation of a GenBank genome assembly. Lineage: Eukaryota; Dinophyceae; Suessiales; Symbiodiniaceae.